AUGGCGACAGACAAUAAUGUGGACCUCACUUUCUACCCCGCAUUCUGCUUCAAAGCGUCACCAACGCACUUCACCUGGGUGAAGAUGAGUGCCGCAGAUGUGCACCGUCUCCGAAGAUUGAAAGAGUUUGUUGGCCAAAACAUAUUUUUCUACAACAACCACCCAAUCCGCUUCGUUAGCCUAGUAGGCCUAAUAGUGGCACGAACAGAGAUAACUCGACGAACAAUCCUAACGCUGGACGACAGCAGCGGCGCCACAAUCGACAUAGCAGUCCUACAACAAACCCAACCAAAUCCAAAACCGAACAGCAAUAAUAGCAGCAUAUCGACCAGAAACACCAACCAAACCACAAGUGAUCAAGCAGACUUAGAACCAGAACCAACCCCCUGGUCCAACUUCUCCAUCACCUCAAAACCACACCCCAGCCAAAACCCCAACCCCCAGCAAACACACAUGACAGCAACAGAAAACGACCCAAUAAACAUAACAUCCCUCCAGCCAGGAACAACAAUCCGAAUAAAAGGAACACUCUCCCUCUUCCGCUCAAGCAUGCAAAUAAACCUGGAACGCUUCACACUAGUCCCAGACACAAACGCUGAAAUGGCAUUCCUAGACGAGCGCCUACGGUUCCUGAUCGAGGUCCUCUCCGUGCCCUGGGUGUUAUCCGAUGCCGAGGUUGAGGGGUAUAGAGUUGAUGCUGAGAUGGGGGAUGUGAGGGCCUUGGAGGAGCGGCGGAGGAUUGAGAGGCGAGGUGUUAAACGGCGUGAGAGGGAGGAGAGGGAUGCGAGGGUUAUUGCGAAGCGGUAUGAGCGGGAGGAGAGGGAGAGAGAGAGGGAGGGGGCUGUUUGUCGGGAGGAUGGGGUUAGGGUUAUGAGGAGGUUUGGGUGGGGGGAUGAUAAGUGA
Molecule: messenger RNA, 903 nt
Organism: Penicillium arizonense
Lineage: Eukaryota; Fungi; Ascomycota; Eurotiomycetes; Eurotiales; Aspergillaceae
Product: OB-fold domain-containing protein
Exons: 2
Coding region: 1-903 (300 amino acids)
Source: RefSeq, a predicted model, not a curated record